GAGCUCGCCCAACGGCGCAGAUCCUUUUUGGAAAUUAAUAUUUAAAAAAAAAAAAAAAAAAGAGGACGCAGAGGGGAAGGUGGGGACAAGAGGGAAGGCGAGACACACUGAGAGGGAGACAGAGCCCCACAGUGAGAGGAAGGAAGGAAGGCAACAGUCACCAGCAGCCGAUGUGAAAACCGGACUGCGUGCGCCCUUCGCCGCCUCUGCCCGGCCUCAUCGAUGUUGUGUCCGCCGCCCGCUCGCCCAGAUCACGAUGAACGCGCAGCUGACCAUGGAGGCAAUCGGGGAACUGCACGGGGUGAGCCAUGAGCCGGUGCCGGCCCCUGCCGACUUGCUGGGCGGCAGCCCCCACGCGCGAAGCUCGGUGGCGCACCGCGGCAGCCACCUGCCCCCGGCGCACCCGCGCUCCAUGGGCAUGGCGUCCUUGCUGGACGGCGGCGGCGGGAGCGGCGAUUACCACCACCACCACCGGGCCCCCGAGCACAGCCUGGCCGGCCCCCUGCACCCCACCAUGACCAUGGCCUGCGAGACUCCCCCAGGUAUGAGCAUGCCCACCACCUACACCACCUUAACCCCUCUGCAGCCGCUGCCGCCCAUCUCCACCGUCUCGGACAAGUUCCCUCACCAUCACCAUCACCACCACCACCACCACCACCCGCACCACCACCAGCGCCUGGCAGGCAACGUGAGCGGUAGCUUCACACUCAUGCGGGACGAGCGCGGGCUGGCCUCCAUGAAUAACCUCUAUACCCCCUACCACAAGGACGUGGCCGGCAUGGGCCAGAGCCUCUCGCCCCUUUCCGGCUCCGGUCUGGGUGGCAUCCACAACUCCCAGCAAGGGCUCCCACACUAUGCCCACCCGGGUGCCGCCAUGCCCACCGACAAAAUGCUCACCCCCAACGGCUUCGAAGCCCACCACCCGGCCAUGCUCGGUCGUCACGGGGAGCAGCACCUCACGCCCACUUCGGCAGGCAUGGUUCCCAUCAACGGCCUUCCUCCACACCACCCCCACGCCCACCUGAACGCCCAGGGCCACGGGCAACUCCUGGGCACGGCCCGGGAGCCCAACCCUUCGGUAACCGGUGCGCAGGUCAGCAAUGGAAGUAAUUCAGGGCAGAUGGAAGAGAUCAAUACCAAAGAGGUGGCGCAGCGUAUCACCACCGAGCUCAAGCGCUACAGCAUCCCACAGGCCAUCUUCGCGCAGAGGGUGCUCUGCCGUUCCCAAGGGACCCUCUCGGACCUGCUACGCAACCCCAAACCCUGGAGCAAACUCAAGUCCGGCCGGGAGACCUUCAGGAGAAUGUGGAAGUGGCUGCAGGAGCCGGAGUUCCAGCGUAUGUCUGCGCUCCGCUUAGCAGCAUGCAAAAGGAAAGAGCAAGAACACGGGAAGGAUAGAGGCAACACACCCAAAAAGCCCAGGUUGGUCUUCACUGAUGUCCAGCGUCGAACUCUACACGCAAUAUUCAAGGAAAAUAAGCGUCCAUCCAAAGAAUUGCAAAUCACCAUUUCCCAGCAGCUGGGGUUGGAGCUGAGCACCGUCAGCAACUUCUUCAUGAACGCGAGGAGGAGGAGUCUGGACAAGUGGCAGGACGAGGGCGGCUCCAAUUCAGGCAACUCAUCUUCAUCAAGCACUUGUACCAAAGCAUGAAGGAAUAACCACGAACUGAAACCUCGGUGGAAAAGCUUUAAAU
Messenger RNA from Capra hircus (goat), 1694 nucleotides. It is a transcript of the gene ONECUT1, whose product is annotated as one cut homeobox 1. Gene Ontology annotation, biological process: regulation of transcription by RNA polymerase II. Gene Ontology annotation, molecular function: DNA-binding transcription factor activity, RNA polymerase II-specific; RNA polymerase II cis-regulatory region sequence-specific DNA binding. The record is from RefSeq and is a predicted model, not a curated record. Gene Ontology annotation, cellular component: nucleus. The transcript has 2 exons. Lineage: Eukaryota; Metazoa; Chordata; Mammalia; Artiodactyla; Bovidae. The coding region runs from base 257 to 1651 and encodes 464 amino acids.